This is a messenger RNA of Acaulospora morrowiae, 498 nucleotides long. The record is from the annotation of a GenBank genome assembly. Lineage: Eukaryota; Fungi; Glomeromycota; Glomeromycetes; Diversisporales; Acaulosporaceae.
GCAGAUCUAAAGUUUUUAAGAUUAUCGGCAAGUUUGAACACAAAUUUGGUUCGUGAAAUCGAGUCACGAGACAUUUACGGUUCAAAUGUACAACACCAAUACGUUUUCACUCAUCUAACAAUGUCUUAUCCGACACUUUACAAUACCAUAAAGAAUAAUCGUUUUCUUCACCGUUACCUCAAACCCUUGGCCGAUUACUAUGCCAAUUUAUCAGGUUACAGGCAACUUGGGUUAAGGUAUGAUGACAUCAUAAUUGAGGAGAAUUCUACAGUUCAAGAAGCACUGAGAAGGUUGUCACCUCAAGAAACAGAUCUUAGGAAUAUACGCAUUCGUAAUGCAUAUCAACUAUCUUUAACUCAUAAAAUUUUGCCCAAAGAAAAAUGGACAAAACCCGAAGAGGACGUUAGGUUCCUUACUCCUAUUAUCGAGCAAGUUGCUUUUGAGGAAGCUGAGCGUGAAAGUUUUGAAGCGAUAAAAGUUGUCCGUAAAGCUAGCUAA